Eremomyces bilateralis CBS 781.70 is the source of this 1179-nucleotide messenger RNA. RefSeq lists its product as uncharacterized. The coding region runs from base 1 to 1179 and encodes 392 amino acids. The record is from RefSeq and is a predicted model, not a curated record. The transcript is spliced from 2 exons. NCBI's taxonomy places the organism in Eukaryota, Fungi, Ascomycota, Dothideomycetes, Eremomycetales, Eremomycetaceae.
AUGCAUCCUUGGCCAUGGCCUCCGCCUCUACCUUCACCGUUUCCUCCGGAUCCUCGCCAGUAUCCGGGACCUUUCCUCCCUCCGAAUGUCCCACCGGCGCCAUAUCCACCGUUUCUCAACGGGGUACCACCUCCACCCUUCAUGAACAUGCCAGCAGCGAACCACUGGCGAGCGCAUUCUGGCUUCACUCACAUGCCCAGCCAUUUUGCCGCCAUGCAUCAGAUCUUCGCGCCGCCGUCGCUCGAGCUCUCUGACAACGAUGAUCUACGCGAGGAGGGACAACGGGAACGCUCGUCCGCGCCGUCGCUCCAGCAGCUUUUCAAUGGGGCGCCAUCGAUCACGGAGAUCGAAGAGUCGGACACGGAGGAGUAUGUUCCAUCGCGCCAGAGGCGGACUCCGGAGUCCAUCGCUACCAUCAAUGCCCAACACCCAAAAGCCAGUGCCGGUGUUCCUUUUGUCAAAGCAGCAAAGAAGCUCAAUCUGGCUUCACAGGAUGCCUUAGUGUUCUAUACACAGUUCUACCGAGGAUAUGAAAAAGAAGUGGCACCUCUCCGUUCGUAUGCGGACGAAGGCUCCUUGAAGGCGAUCUGGCGCCAAAAGGUGAAUCCUCUCCGCCGUCGAACAAGUAACGGAAGCCCGAGGACGGUGUGGAGUGGUACCACGAGGGUUGGCACGGAGAGCUACAGGAAAGACUAUCACUCUGCAACCGGAAAGACUGAGUCCAUAGGGCGUACUGAGGUCGACAGCGAGGAUUCAGACCGACGAUCGUCAAAGAAAAUGUUCGAGUCGGUCACGGAGAAGCUCUUGGUCAGCCUUCUGGAACUCGCACGAGCUCGCAUCAAACACGACGAAUGGCUUUACAUUGCACUAUCCGGUCAGCAAUCGGAGUCGAAGGCAGUGCUGAGGGUGGAUGAGAUGCGACGCAUUGUUAGAAAGGUCGGUCAAGCUUAUAGCGAAGUGCAAGAGCUAGUCCAAGCUGCACGAGAGCGCCCAGAGCGGAUGGUCCCGCUCAUACGAGAGAUUCGUUUGAUCGAAAGUAUUAUUGGAGCGACUCUGCAAGGUCGUAGCGGGCGCAUCACUCCUGAAGCACGAAACGGAAGCAGCGCCGGACGAGACUACGCCGCCGAUGAAUGUGUUUGCCCUACAGAGGCAACUGAAGGCGAGGCUCAGUUUGAUUGA